AGUUACUAAGAGUGCUGAGUUUGGUGUUACUACCCUUCAAGCAGGAAAGGACCCCAGUGUUCUGAGGCAUGGAUCCGAAAAGCGCAAUGGAGCAGCUGGACAUGGGUGCGCUGAACUCCGCGCAGCAGGAACAACUCGAGCAGUUCAAGAUUAAGACAAGAAUAUCCAACGAGAACUACCUGCGCUCUCAUCCAGAGGUGGAGCUGUUGCUUGGAGAAUUUCUCAGGGAGGUGUUCUUGAAGAGGCCAGUGGAUAUUCGUGAAUUUGCAGCAGUUUAUUUCACCAAUCCAGAGCUACCAGAGAAGAUAAUAAGUAAAAUGGAUGAAAGGACUUCUAAAUAAAACACAUUUUUGAAA
This is a messenger RNA of Polypterus senegalus (gray bichir), 356 nucleotides long. Its product is annotated as RIIa domain-containing protein 1-like. The transcript has 4 exons. NCBI's taxonomy places the organism in Eukaryota, Metazoa, Chordata, Cladistia, Polypteriformes, Polypteridae. The record is from RefSeq and is a predicted model, not a curated record. The coding region runs from base 69 to 341 and encodes 90 amino acids.